Molecule: messenger RNA, 3001 nt
Organism: Ctenopharyngodon idella (grass carp)
Lineage: Eukaryota; Metazoa; Chordata; Actinopteri; Cypriniformes; Xenocyprididae
Gene: gata3
Product: GATA binding protein 3
Exons: 5
Coding region: 619-1887 (422 amino acids)
Biological process (GO): negative regulation of transcription by RNA polymerase II; embryonic organ development; immune system development
Cellular component (GO): nucleus
Molecular function (GO): zinc ion binding; DNA-binding transcription factor activity, RNA polymerase II-specific; RNA polymerase II cis-regulatory region sequence-specific DNA binding
Source: RefSeq, a predicted model, not a curated record
CUGCGAGCAUUGAGCUGACUGGCGCCAUCCUGAAAGAAUGCCUUCACUGUAAAAAAACACAGAGAGAGCAGUGCAUUCAGAGACAGAGGGAGUGAGCACUAGAGAGAGAGAGAGAGAGAGAGGGAGGGAUGGAAAUAGAGUAAGAGGGAAGAGGGUUACUACUGCGCAUAAACACAGAUUUGAUCAAACUUGUGUUCAGUCAUAAGGCAGAAAACUUAUCCAGAUCGACCCGGCUCGGCCUGAACCGUCAAGCUCACUUGUUGAGUCUACGCAGCGCAACAGAAAAACUUGCGGAACUUGUCGCGCGUUUGGAUGCGUACGCGGACUUAUGACCAGCAAUAGUAUAAAUGCAUUUGACUUUCAGAAGUUAAAGCGCGUUUAUUGAACAAACGGAUUCAGUUUAUACGAGCUUCUGACAAUUUGCCAAUGACAGAAAGAACACAAACGAACGGACGGACUUUGUAAAACAAAUUGUCUUGUUCAAUUUCAGGUGAUCGGAAGUAAAAAAAAUAAAUCGAACCAGUGGAUUAAACAAAGGAGGAGUUUGGACUUUUUGAACUUUCGUGUUGUGUGUAUCGGUGAUUGUAUGAACGUUUGCUAAAAAAGAAAAAGAAAACGAUGGAAGUAAGUCCGGAGCAGCCUCGUUGGAUGACCCAUCAUCACCCGGUCAUUAACGGCCAGCAUCCCGAGACACACCACCCGGGACUGGGACACUCCUACAUGGACCCGUCGCAGUAUCCCCUUGCGGAAGAUGUGGAUGUAUUGUUUAAUAUCGACGGACAGAGCAACCACCCGUACUACGGGAACUCGGUUCGGGCCGUGCAGAGGUACCCACCGCCACCUCACAGUAGUCAGGUGUGUCGCCCAUCGUUGCUGCACGGCUCUCUUCCUUGGCUCGAUGGAAGUAAACCUAUCGGCCCUCACCACAGUACCUCCCCCUGGAACCUCGGGCCUUUCCCCAAAACUUCCCUGCAUCACAGUUCCCCUGGGCCUCUGUCCGUCUAUCCCCCAGCCUCCUCCUCCUCGCUGUCCGCUGGCCACUCCAGCCCACACCUCUUCACCUUUCCCCCCACUCCACCCAAAGAUGUGUCCCCUGACCCCUCAAUUUCCACGUCAGGCUCGGGCUCAUCCGUACGGCAGGAGGACAAAGAGUGCAUUAAGUACCAGGUGUCUCUGGCCGAAAGCAUGAAGCUGGAUUCGGCUCAUAGUCGGAGCAUGGCUUCUAUCGGAGCGGGCGCGUCCUCCGCGCACCAUCCCAUCGCCACUUACCCUUCCUAUGUGUCCGAUUACGGGCCGGGGCUCUUCCCACCAAGUAGCCUGAUAGAGGGUAGAGAAUGUGUUAACUGCGGGGCCACCUCGACUCCUCUGUGGCGGAGGGAUGGCACCGGUCACUAUUUGUGUAACGCCUGCGGACUAUACCACAAGAUGAACGGACAGAACCGACCCCUCAUCAAGCCCAAGCGGAGGCUGUCCGCUGCCAGACGAGCAGGGACCUCAUGCGCAAACUGUCAAACGACCACGACGACACUGUGGCGGAGAAAUGCGAACGGCGAUCCCGUCUGCAAUGCCUGCGGCCUCUAUUACAAAUUACACAAUAUCAACCGACCACUCACCAUGAAGAAGGAGGGCAUCCAGACCCGGAACAGGAAGAUGUCCAGCAAGUCCAAGAAGAGCAAAAAGUCCCAUGAUAGCAUGGAGGAUUUCUCCAAAAGCUUGAUGGAAAAGAACAGUUCCUUCAGCCCAGCCGCCCUGUCACGUCACAUGACCUCGUUCCCUCCCUUCUCGCACUCCGGCCACAUGUUGACCACGCCCACCCCCAUGCACCCCUCUUCCAGCUUGCCCUUCGCCCCCCACCACCCCUCCAGUAUGGUGACGGCAAUGGGCUAGAGCACCCUGCUACCUCCGACCGCCCAAUCUCCUGACGGUGGAUGUCUCAAAGCACCGUUAACCUUGAAGCCUGUCACCCGCCGCAACCCUCCGACCUUGAACCAGCUCUCUCACGCGCUCCGUCUGAGCUACGAGCCCCCCCAAGACCCCUUCUCCACUUCGGUAUGCCCCGCUUAAACCCCCUAACCCGCAUUAUGAGGGAGAGACAGUGAGAAUGAAAGAGAAAAGACAAUAACUUUCUUCAUCGCCCCUCCAACCAUGAAGCCUCGCGCUGAUGUCAACCUUCAUUUGUGUACAAAUGCCAUCUUUCCUGUGGGCAUCAAGGCACAAACAUUACGAGACUUUAAACUAACCUUCUCUAAUUCCCAAACCUACUCCUCUUCUUCUUCUACGCAUCUCCUAUUCUUUGCCCCCGUGAGACAUGAGGAAUUGAGCUGUGAAUGACAACAGGAGAUGAACUCUGCAUAUAUUUGUAAAAAAAAAUUGUCUGAAAUACAUUUAAUGAAGACUUUUUAAAGAGCAAAAUGAAAAAAGGCGAGGACAGGAAAUGCCCGUGGGCAGCUAAUGAUAAGAAGGGUACGACUUAAACCAGGAAGAUGGAACGGCGUGGCGACGUGGCCACGAUUUCUAUCCGAAUGACGAAAAAAGUAGGAGAUGAGAAGUAGGGAGAAGAAAAGUAGAAAGGAAAUGGUGUGUAAUGCAUUAAAACUUGUAGUCAGGUCUGUUUCGCAGACUUCCAGCUACUCUUCUGGAUGUGUUAUAGGUCUUGGGCAAUUGGUUUGUGUUCACACACACACACAUGCACACACACACACACACGCACACACACACACACACACGCACACACUCACGUAUACACCUGAAAGACUUCUUUGGGCCCAGGUUAUAUGCAUUGUGAAAAAAGUUCCUGUAUUUGUUAUUUGUAUGUAUAAUUCAGAGUACCAAAAAUACGAAAGAAACAAAGAUGUAGAAUUAUUUCUUUAUGUAAUGCAGACUGAAUGGUUGUACAAAUUUAAUAAUCACUAGUGUAAAAAAAAGACUUGCUUUUUGUUGCGUAAUUUUUUUUCCUCUUUGAAAAUAAUAAACUAGUUUAAUCUCUGUUGACAUCAUACAA